UAUGAGGCACAUAUGACAAGGCCUAGCACUGGGAGUCAUUAGGCAUCAGGAAGCAGAACGACUAGACAUAGGGAUGGGUGGUCUCCUCAUGCUAAUGAGGUUUAGACCAUGUUGAGCCCUACUUGUCUUCUGUGGGAUGUUCAGUAUUUCUUAUUUACCUAUAGCUUCAUCUUCAUCAUUAUUCUAAUUAUCUGGAAAGCAAAGAAAAGAUACCACGAAUUGAAGUUGGAACUUAAAAGGACCUGCUGUCAGCAUCACCGAAAAAUCAGACAAAGGGCUAGAAAUGCAGCAUCGAGAGCUAGACUAUCCCAGGAAGAAGCUGAGAAGCCACGGAAGCUGUACUCUGCCAUGAAAAGCCAGGGCUGGCUUCCUCAGGAGGCAAGUGUGCGGCGGCUCCUGUGUGCAGAUCCCUGCUGCCAAAUCUGCAAUGAUGUGACUCUGGAGACUCAGCAGUUGCUGGUGGGUGAAAACAACCAGACCUCCACUUUAUCAGGGCCAUCUCAGUGCUCUUCUUGCCUAGAUAUUUUAUCCCUAUCUAGUAUAUCCUUUGAGCAAAGUCUGGAGCUUCAUUCUCAGCACACGAGAGAGCUUUCACUGGCACCUGACGCUCUGACACUGUCACAAUUAAUGGCAUCAACCCACUCAGGUGCCCAGUUAACUAGUUCAGUCAGGGUCCAAGAUUACUGGGCUGAUCACCUGCACCAAGGACAGGGAUUUCAAAUGCCAGAGGUUCCCGGAGGUCCAGACACUAUGACUUCUUCAAGUUUUGAGGAGCCUACAGGUCAAGUGAACCAGCAGAUGAUGCAGAGCAAUCCCAACCUUGUACAGGGGAACCAAGGUCAGCAUCAGUUGAAUUCACAGGUCUCUGUGCUGUCUCCACAUCCAGAAAUCAUGAACUUGACACAUCCAAUGGCCUUGCAUGUAGUCCUCCCAGAAGCCCACCUGCCAUUUGUCAGUCCUGAAGCCUUGAGGUUUCUAGAGGUACAUGUAAAAAAGUGGAUGCAUUUCCAAAGGUGGGGGCUCCCCAGACGUGUGGAGGAGUCCUUGAGGCAGCUUAUGCCAAACCCACCAUUGUAUUACCAGCCUGGAAAUAACCAACCAGUUUCUUAUAUCCUGAAUAAUACUUCUCAGGUAUCUGUUCAAGGACUUGAAACCAUUUCCCACCAGACCUGGUGUUCAUGUAUGGCUGGUCAGCCCAUCCAGACCUUCUGGGUUUCUGAAUGGUUCACUAUGAACCCCAAACAAAGACACCAUUGUCAGAAAAUCCCAAACCCUAUGGCCCUAGCCUUACACUCACCAGCCCUUAAAGCCCUAAGUGGCCUCUGUCCACCACCUGGGGGACAGGCUAGUGACUCAGACAGCUAUCUGCACCAGAGAUACAGCCAGCUAUUCUGUGGCCUCCCUUCUCUGCACAGUGAGUCCCUGGUUGCCACUUUCUUGGCCUCUCAUCAAGGCCUCUCCAAGAAUGAAAAUUGGUCCAAGCCCCCCUUGAAAGAUCCUAUUCUCUUGAAGGAUCUCUCCUUCCUCCCCCUGCUGCCUAAAACACCACCCCAGUCAACCCUGCCCUCUUCUCCACCUUCCCCAAAUUGGGUGACUCCAUCUGAUCAUCAACAAGCUCAUAUCCAGAAUCAUGUCCCAUUUCUGACUCUGGCUGAGUGUGAAGCCUUGGAGUGUCACCUACUACAGAGGCAGUCACAGCUUCAGUGGGGCAUGCCAGCUGUCUUCCAGAGAUCUCAGCAUGCCCAGAGCCCCAUGCAGUAUGAGCCCUGUGGCAAAGCCCAGUCUCCUGAGACCAUGACAACUUCCUGGCCAGAGAAGCCUGUCUCAGUCCCCACCAGGGAUAUAUUCUUCUUCCCGGGGUAUGCCCGGAGGAAGAAACUGAACCUUCACCUCCAAAAGCAGUUGAUUCACCAACGCUGGGGCCUGCCCCAGAAGAUCCAGCAGUCCAUCCAGUCAUUCCUUUCCUCAACUGACCAGCAGACUCUGUCCUGGAGAAGCACAACUCUAACCAGUAUGGAUGUCCCCCAGCCUAUGGUCUUAGAUGUGUUGUCAUCCACUGUGGCCCCGGUGUCAAAUCCCAUGCCACACUUGUUCACCCAGGCCAAGGCAAUAUUGCAGAGCCACAUAGACUCCAAAUGUGGAGAGAUCAACCAUGGCAAGUUCCCUGCCCGUGUAUAUAGGUCCUGGGACUGCAGAACUACUGGGGAACUGGCAGUGGCUCCCCUCCCCUGCAUUCCAGAAGGCCAGCCCAUGGUGCUGCAGGCAACUAGUGACCCUGACCUGCAUCACAAAGUUAUGCCUUGGAUGCCAACGGCCCUCAAUCAGCAGCAACAGGCUUUACCAGGUCCUAUCAAUAGACACCCGAGGCUGCCCCAAGCCCUCUCUGAGGGAGCCAUCGAGAAACUGGAGACAACUUUACGGCACAAGUACCUGGCCUUCCUGUCCGGGCUGCCUGCUCUUUAUUACGUGGCUCUCUCCAGGGCCAUGGCCCCAGCAGUCACUAGCAAAUCCGUAAUCACAGAGGGGGUGCCUGGGCCUACCAAAAUCCCAGAAGAGCCUGUGACUCAGAUAAUCUCGUCUGAAGAACAGUAUGUAAGUCUCGGGCCAAGCUUUCAAGACAACAGUGAGACUGGUGCAGACACCGCAGAAGAGUCCAAGCCUGCAGUACCAGUGGAAGGAACAACGGAGAUGCUGCCUCUAGAAAGUCAGACACAUCCUGCUAUCCCCCACUCACACAGGACACAUACGUUGGCCAAACUAUGUUUCCACCUGAGAAAAAAGACCCUAGAGAUACAAUGGGGAAUUCCCAUCAGGGCAAGGGAGUCCAGGGAACAAACUGCAGCAGUGCUAGAGAACAAAUCCAAACAGGAGUCUCUUGGGAGUCUAAACAGCCAAGGAGAAACAUUGCUCCAGGUACUUUCUACACCCCCAGAUCCAGAAUGGGUUCACCAUAAAAAACAGUUGACUGCUGAGUUAAAGGCAGUGCAGCAGAAUCAAAAGCAACCUAGUUCCAAAGCAGUGUCACAUGGUUCUACCCACUGUAUCUGCAAAAUCUCACAACCCAGUGGGGACAUGACCGAGGCCCAGGUGCUUUGUGUUCAGGGCAAGGCCAUUGUGAACAACACCAGCCUGGAGGAACCCUGGAGCUCUGAGCCCCAAAGUCCUGGCAAGAGCAGGGACCCAGCCAAAGUCCCCAUGCUAGCAGAAAAGAAAGAGAACCCAGAGAAACUCAAAGCAGCUGGGGGCCGAGGAGAAGGGGAUGCAGGGUUUUGGCUCUCCUCAACUGCAGAAGAAAGACACCCAGCUGAAGACGAGAGACCAGCAGGGAUGCUGCUGAACAAGACACCCCAAGGCUACUGGCAAAGGAGCCACAGAUUUCAUCUUGCUGAUCCCUUUCAGCACAGCCCCCAACAUCACCCUCAGCUUAAGCUCCCAGACCUACCUCAAGGAGUCCCUGGGAGAAAAGAAUCUGAGAAUGACCUGCAAGACAGUCAAACCAAACAACACGCCGCUCUCAAAUCAGCAAAGAUUCCUGAGAAUGCCCAGCCUGUGGUGUCCCGGACUUCACAGGGUCAGGCUUUCCCAAGUCAAGAAUUUCAGGAUAAGCCUCUGCUGGGCCAAACUUUACAAGGUCAACUUUUGCAUGGGCAGGUGAUACCAGCCUAUACUCACAAAAGGCCCGGUCUUCCAGAGGCUAACUUGAGAAGUAAAGUAAGAUCCUUUCUGCAAUGUAUUAAUCCCAAAACAAAAGGCAGAGGGCAAAAUGACUGCAUAUUUCCUAUAGCUGAGAAAGUGGUCAAAACCCAAAAAGAAAAUGUUCAAAAGAGCUUGGCUCCAGCCAAAAGUCCUAUGGGGAGAACUAAGACAGAGAAGCCAACAAGGCACUCCACUGACCAAUCUCCCAUCGCCAAGAAGUUAGCAGGCCAGGCCUUCUUUGAUAAUUCCCAUUGCCCAGAGAAUAAGCUCCGGCUCUGCUCCAGACAAUCUGGCUCUGCCUCAGUCCAGGGCCAUCCCCACCACUGCCCUCGGCACUGUCCUCGCGUAGCUCGUGCCACUUAA
Carlito syrichta (Philippine tarsier) is the source of this 4059-nucleotide messenger RNA. RefSeq names its product protein FAM205A-like. Bases 109 to 4059 code for a protein of 1316 amino acids. The record is from RefSeq and is a predicted model, not a curated record. NCBI's taxonomy places the organism in Eukaryota, Metazoa, Chordata, Mammalia, Primates, Tarsiidae. The transcript is spliced from 4 exons.